Molecule: messenger RNA, 468 nt
Organism: Heterostelium album PN500
Lineage: Eukaryota; Evosea; Eumycetozoa; Acytosteliales; Acytosteliaceae
Gene: nola2
Product: ribosomal protein L7Ae
Exons: 3
Coding region: 1-468 (155 amino acids)
Biological process (GO): rRNA pseudouridine synthesis; snRNA pseudouridine synthesis
Cellular component (GO): box H/ACA snoRNP complex; nucleolus
Molecular function (GO): box H/ACA snoRNA binding
Source: RefSeq, a predicted model, not a curated record
AUGUCAUCAUCAUCAGAAUCGGAAUCAGAAAGCACCCCAAAGUUUUACGUAUCACCAAUUGCCUCGCCAAUGGCCGAUACUAAACUCACAGAUAAAGUAUUGAAGCUCGUAAAGAAGGCCUCAAAGGAUAAGAAAGUACGUAGAGGUGUCAAAGAAGUUGUAAAAUGUGUUAGAAAGGCUGCCAAAGAAGCCAAAGCCAAUAAAUUAAAGAUUUGCGUUAUUGCUGGAGAUGUUUCACCAAUUGAUGUGAUUUCACAUAUUCCAGUGAUGUUGGAAGAGAAACAUAUUAAAUAUAUCUAUGUACCAUCAAAGGAGGCUUUGGGUGCUGCCUCUGCCACCAAGAGACCAACCAGUAUCACUUUAGUCGAUUUGGAAGAUGGAUCUGAACACAAGAGUUUGCUUCAAGAAUGUGCUGAAAAGAUACCAGCUGUUUUAGAGAGACACGAAGAACAAAUAGAUAUAGAUUAA